Meloidogyne enterolobii is the source of this 2013-nucleotide messenger RNA. Lineage: Eukaryota; Metazoa; Nematoda; Chromadorea; Rhabditida; Meloidogynidae. The record is from the annotation of a GenBank genome assembly.
AUGGACCAUAUUCUCGAUAUUCUCAAUUUAAUAUUUACUGGUGUCUUUGCCUUCGAAGCUUUAUUCAAAAUUAUCGCUUUAAACCCAAAAAAUUAUUUUGGUGAUAGGUGGAAUUCUUUUGAUUUUGUUAUUGUCCUCGGCUCUUUUAUUGAUAUUAUUUAUGGAAAAAUUGGUGGAACGGGGACAAAUAUAAUUUCAAUUAAUUUUUUUCGUCUCUUUCGAGUAAUGAGGCUUGUUAAGUUGUUGAGUAGAGGAGAGGGGAUUAGAACGCUUUUGUGGACUUUUAUGAAGUCUUUUCAGGCAUUACCCUAUGUUGCACUUUUGAUUGUCCUUUUAUUCUUUAUUUAUGCAGUAAUUGGAAUGCAAGUAUUUGGUAAAGUAGCGCUAGAUGAUGAUACACAAAUACAUCGAAAUAAUAAUUUCCAUACAUUUCCUGCUGCUGUACUUGUUCUUUUUAGAUCAGCAACAGGAGAAGCUUGGCAAGAAAUUAUGUUGGCAUGUUCUGAUAGAGAGGAUGUAAAAUGUGAUCCAGCUAGUGAUGAUUACAAAAAGGAUCCAAAUGCUGGAUGUGGUGUCAAUUUCGCCUACCCUUACUUUAUUUCAUUCUUCAUGCUUUGUUCUUUCCUAAUUAUUAACCUUUUUGUUGCUGUUAUUAUGGAUAAUUUUGAUUAUUUAACUCGUGAUUGGUCAAUUCUUGGACCUCAUCAUUUAGAAGAAUUUGUUCGUUUGUGGUCUGAAUAUGACCCUGAUGCUAAAGGAAGGAUUAAACAUUUGGAUGUUGUUACCCUUUUAAGAAAGAUUUCGCCUCCUUUGGGGUUUGGUAAAUUGUGUCCACACAGAUUGGCCUGUAAAAGGCUUGUUUCUAUGAAUAUGCCUUUAAAUAGUGAUGGAACUGUUUGUUUUAAUGCUACGCUCUUUGCUUUGGUCCGCACAAAUUUAAAAAUUUACACUGAUGGAAAUAUAGACGAAGCAAAUGAACAGCUAAGAUCAGCUAUUCGACGAAUUUGGAAGCGUACACCAAUUAAAUUGCUUGAUGAAGUUGUUCCUCCAGCUGGAAAAGACGAUGAAGUUACUGUUGGAAAGUUUUACGCAACAUUUUUAAUUCAAGAUUAUUUUCGACGAUUUAAAAAACGAAAAGAAUUGGAAGCAAAAGGAAUGGCUGCGCCAAAUACUCACGCAAUGGCACUUCAAGCUGGCCUAAGAACUUUACACGAAAUUGGACCAGAAUUGAAAAGAGCGAUUAGUGGGACUCUUGACCCUGGUUUUGUACUUGAAUCGGAAGAACCUCAACAUAGGCGAACUCAUUCUCUCUUCAAUAAUAUUGUACACGCCUUGGGAGGUCCAACAUCAGCAGAUGCAGUCGGUAGUCCAACAACAGAUAAAACAAUUGGAGAUAAAUCAGAAGCUGAUGGGGCAGUCAUAAUAGGUGGUGAAGGUUGGGAACAACGAAAAUUGAUGCCUUUGAAAAAAGAAGGUCUUUCUCCAACACAUUCAAUCGCCGCAGCAGAUUUAAUGUCAGUAGAAUACCAUCACGGAGUUCCAACUCCCCAUUUAUUGCAUAGGGGAAUGCCUACAAAUAAAUCUGUUAAUUUACCUCCAUCACAUAAAGCAGCACAUAAUCAACAAUAUCCAGAUGAAAUACCUAUUGCUUUAAUUGGACGCCCUGCAAUGCCCCCAGAACUCUCAUCAGAACAACAACUUCCCCUUUAUAAAGACUCAUCUGCUCCAAAUGGUAUCUCACGUAUUGGCGGCAAUAAUAACAAUCGUCGCCGUCGCCUACCCAAUUUAGCAGCAAUUUAUGGGGCUCGUAGAGAAAGGACAGAUUCUCAAAGACCUCUAAAUGAUUCUAAUGAUUCUUCUCUUGGUGGAGUAAAUAAUGGAUUUCGUGGAAGUGCGGAUGGUCCUGUUCCCCCUCCUCCCCCUUCAAAUCAACAACAAUCUUAUGGAGGACAACAAUAUGGGCCUACUACAGCUGCACAACGAUUUAUUUUUGUUAAUAGAAGGUGUGAAUAA